AUCCCUCCCAGAACAACUAUUAGCACUAGAAUUAUACUACUACUACUACUACUGUCGCCAUUAAAUUCCGUCAAAAAACCUUGGAUCAAGCUUUCAUUGUUUGGCUGGGUUACCUUCGUAUUUUGACUGUAUUACAAUCUAAAGGGAGUACUGCACAAGAACCAGUGAAGAAAAUUUGUGCUAAGAAGAAGAAGCUCUUGUUCGCAGCAUGAUUAACACAGUAUACAGUAAUACAUCAUUGAGUUCUGUCUUUUAAUAAGAUAAACCAUUUGCAGUAUCUGUUACUUGUGCAGUUAACAAGGGCAUUACAUACAGUUAUAUGGAAAGUUCUGAAAGCCCAAUUGAGGUAAUUUUAUGGUUUCAAACUAGCACAUCACACAUCAACACAUCUAUGCGGUGGAAACAGUGUAAAAAAUACCAGAGACAAAAACUUUCUAUGACUGUGAGACCUCUUUUCUAAAGAAGACUUAAUCAAGUGAAUUCUUGUGUAAAAUGUACAGUAUUGUAGUCCGAAGAGAGCACCGCACAAGACCCAGUCACUGAUAUGAAGAAAAGCUUUAUGUUCUCAGCAUGACUGCUAACCUCUAAACAUUGACUGAGCUUUGCCUUUUCAUACGAUAAACUAUUUGCAAUAUCUGUCCAACUUCUGAAGUCGCGAGCGAGAAAAGGACAUUACUGUACGUAUAUGCAAACAAAGUAUAUUUAGAAAUUCCCAGACUAAAGUAAUUUUAUGGUUUCCAAGUUCAUCUUGUAACAGAACAUUUUUUGCAUCAAAGACAAUGCAAAAAAAAAAUAAAGACAAACUCUCUUUGGUUAUAAAACCUAUUCUCAAAUGACAGUUCAUGUUAGCAGUAUUAGUAUGUGCCUUUUUGAUCAAAGGAAUACUUUCAUAAAAUAUUUAGGAAAAUUGUCUUCAAGAUUCAAGUAAAAGAAGCAAAAUGCAAAUUAUAAUAAGAUCAAAGUGAUAUUGAUUUUGCCAAUCUAUGGCUUAUUUAUGUAAUGCCCACAUUUUUGUUUAAAUGUUUUCCCGGACUUUACUCUGACUUUUAUCAAAAGCCAAGCUAAAUCCUAGAUUUGUUGAGCUAUUGCUUUGUGAUGAGUAAUUCUGCAUCUGUUGUAAUUAAUUACACAGGGAUACAUUCACAGGAAAAUAUAAUCUUUCAGAUUAAUUCUUCCUUGAUAACAGAGAGCAAGGCAGUUUUAACAAAACUAUCUAAUUUCUUUUCCUGAUUUUAUCAUAUACCAGUUGUCCACAUUUAUUUUAUACAUCUGUAACAAUUGAAUGAUUAGAUGUAAGGACAAAGAUACAACCUGUGAAAUGAAUUAUAAACGUUUGGUUGUGCUAUAUACUAUUGUCAGGAUAUAAAGAUUACUACAGCGAGGACUUGCAUCAAAGAAAUAACUUUUUCCCUCUUAUAGAAUGGAAGCUAACAUUGAAAAUCCACAGAGAAUUGUAGAGAUGGAAGAGGAAGGUACACAGGGGUUAGAACACCUGAGUUUCCCAAUAAAUUCUCCCAGUGAAGAAAAUAUAUCAGAAAGGCAUUUGGUUGAGAAAACUCUCAGUGGGGAAAAUCAAUGUCCACCUUAUAAGAUGGAAAUCAAAGCUGAAAAUAUACAAGAGGAUGAAGAAAAUUGGGGGGAACGUAUUCAAGAAAAUAAUAGUGCCCGGACAAACUCUUCUCCAGAGGGAACUCAUAACUGUGAAAUGGAUGAAACAUUUGAUGAAAGUAAACCAGAGAUGCCUUUGCUUGUAGUAAAUACUCUGGAUGAGGAAGAACCAUGGUUAGAAUCGGACAAAGUAUCCACUCCUGAUCUGCCUUCUGCUGACAAGGCUAAACAAAAUGAAAACCUAUUUGUUUGUGAUUUGUGUGGAAGACAGUGUGGGCACAGAGGUAUUCUUAACUACCAUUUAAUGACACACACAGGAGAGAAACCGUUUAUUUGUCAGGAAUGCGGGAAGAGCUUUAGGCAGAAACAGCACCUCAUUGCUCACGAAAGAAGAGCCCAUACUGGAGAGAAACCAUUUCCUUGUACAGAGUGCGAUAAAAGAUUUUAUCUGAAAGCUGAACUGAAAAGACACACGGUCACACAUAUGGAGGUGACACCAUUCCACUGUCUUGUAUGUGGGAAGUCAUUUAAAGCAAAAUACAACCUUGAAGUACACUCAAAAAUCCAUAAAAGGAUCAAACGAUUACAGUGCAGUGAGUGUGACAAAAGCUUCGUAAGGAAACACGAAUAUAUUGCACACAUGAGGAUCCAUUCAAAUGAGAAGCCAUUUGCUGGCACUGAAUGUGGGGAACUCUCUGAUGGGGAGCCGUGUUCAGAAUCUGAAAAGACGUUCAUUUCUGGAGACGUUAUACUUCCCACUGAGGGAGAUAAUGACAGCGAAAGCCAGUUUGCAUGUGAUGUGUGCGGCCAACUGUUUAAUAGCAAAGGUAACCUGAAGGUCCAUUUAUUUAUACAUACAGGGGACAAGCCAUUUGUUUGCAAGGAAUGUGGGAACAGAUUUAGGCGGAAAUGUCACCUCAUCAUGCAUGAAAAGAGAAUCCAUACCAAAGAGAGACCAUUUCCCUGUACACAAUGUGGCAAAAGAUUUAUCAUUAAGACUUUAUUGAAAAAACAUAUGUUAGCUCAUGCAAAUGUACAAAAGGUGCAACAGGUACAAGAGGAGGCAAGGCACUUUGAUUGCCAUGUGUGCGGAAAAUCAUUUUGUUUGAAAAUACACCUGGAACAACAUCUGACUACCCACAAUAUUGUCAAGCCUUUCCAGUGCAGUGAAUGUGGUAAAAGGUUUACUAAUAAACAUAACUUACUUGCACACGUGAGGAUCCAUGCAACCGAGAAGCCAGUUGUUUGCAGUGAAUGUGGGAAACAUUUUGUUGGGGAACCAGAACUAAAGAAACACAUGAAGACUCAUGAGGAAAAGUUGUUUAUCUGUGAUAUAUGUGGCAAAAGGUUUCGAUUGGAAUCUGUUCUCACUAAACACAGGAGAAUUCAUACGGGUGAGAAGCCGUUCACCUGCAAUGAAUGUGGAAAGACAUUUCGAUUUCAUGGGGGCCUUUACCUGCACAUGCAAAUCCACAGUGGAGAGAAGCCAUUUGUUUGCAGUGAAUGUGGGAAAAGCUUUACUACCAAAAAAUGUCUGUCCAAACAUACAAAAAUUCAUACAGGAGACAGACCGUACGUUUGUGCAAUCUGUGGGAAAGGAUAUAUUCAGAAGGUCAACCUUAGACAUCAUAUCAGUACACAUACAGGAGAGAAGCCCUUUGCUUGUAGCAUUUGUGGGAAGGGAUUUAACAUUAAAUCUGAAGUGACAAGACAUGAGAAAACACAUUCAACGAAGCCACAUGUUUGUCCAGAAUGUGGGAAAGGUUUUCAGAAGAGUGUUGCCCUCGAAAAACACUUGAGAAGCCACACAGGAGUAAAUUCGUGUGUUUAUAAUAUGGAGAAUGUUGGAAAAGAUGUUGCAUGAAUGGUGGCCUUUACUGGAGGAAAUCUGUUUAUUUGUUAGGAAUCUUUGGAAAGUUAUGUUGAGAAGAGUACUCGUUAUAUGGAGAGAAAUCAUGCCUUUUAAGUACAUACAUACUGUGUUUGCCAAAAAGGUGGGAUUUGCUAAAGUAGGGAAUAGGAUUUUUCCAUCAACAUGCUCAUCUGCAGGAGAUAAAAGCUU
Messenger RNA from Macrobrachium nipponense, 3670 nucleotides. RefSeq names its product gastrula zinc finger protein XlCGF58.1-like. The record is from RefSeq and is a predicted model, not a curated record. Gene Ontology annotation, biological process: regulation of transcription by RNA polymerase II. Gene Ontology annotation, cellular component: nucleoplasm. Gene Ontology annotation, molecular function: DNA-binding transcription repressor activity, RNA polymerase II-specific; RNA polymerase II cis-regulatory region sequence-specific DNA binding. Bases 1421 to 3472 code for a protein of 683 amino acids. The transcript has 3 exons. NCBI's taxonomy places the organism in Eukaryota, Metazoa, Arthropoda, Malacostraca, Decapoda, Palaemonidae.